AUGUCGAAGGAUGAUAAAAAAGCUAAAGAUACAGGCAAAAACUUAGUUAAUAACUAAAUUCAGCCCUUUAUGAGUGAAACUGAUCCUAGAAAUCCUUAUGGCUGCAAUUACGAAGAGUUAGAAUAUGAAACUAAAGUAUUUUAUAAAUAUUAAGAAAUUAAAAAACAUGUGCACUUCAGCGAACAAGACUAAAACAAAGUCAUUCAAGCUAACUUUAUGUACAUGGCAGGAGUAACUUUAUCAGUAUUAGGAUCAUUAGGAUUAGGGUAUGUUAUGAAAAAGAAUCAAGUAUUCUCCAGGUUGCGCACAUUACACAUUCUGGCUGAAGAAUACACUAACUUUUAUUAUGGAUUUUUUGUUGCUGCAAGUGGAUCGUUUUCUUAUUUCUACUGCAACAGAUAUUACAUCUAAGAAGUUUGUAAACCUCUCAUGAUGAAAUAUUUGGAAGAUGCCAAGAAAAACGGUUUCCAAGAUUAUCGUAUUUCUGAAACAAAACCUUUUGAUUGGGAACAGAAAUUUCUAGGCUCUUCUAAAUUACCAAAGAAACAAUGA
Molecule: messenger RNA, 552 nt
Organism: Tetrahymena thermophila SB210
Lineage: Eukaryota; Ciliophora; Oligohymenophorea; Hymenostomatida; Tetrahymenidae
Product: transmembrane protein, putative
Exons: 1
Source: RefSeq, a predicted model, not a curated record